AUGGGACGGUCCUCCACUAUCAAAAAGGCCAGCAGAUUCGAUGUUCUGUUGCUUGGUGAUUCAGGUGUGGGCAAAACAUCAUUACUCAUGCGGAUGAUGGACGAAAAGUCCAUAGAGUUAAAGAAAACAUCAAACACCGCUGGACCUGAGUGUGUGGUAGAGACAAUGUUGCCUGAUACCUGUAUAAGACUUAACAUUUGCGAUAUUCUCGGACAAAAAUGUUCAAUUCACCUGCGAACAUAUUACAAAAAUUGUCAAGGUGCACUACUCGUGUACGAUAUACAGAAUCGAAAGAGCUUUGAAAGGGUUCAGGAUUGGGUUUUUACCCUCAGAGAGGAGAUUUCAUCAGAAUUGGUAAUCGCUUUGGCUGGCAAUAAAGUGGAUAUGGAAAACAAUCGGCAUGUGUCGAAAGAAGAAGCUAUACAAUUUGCAACUGCGCAUAACUGUUUAUUUUUGGAGACAUCUGCAAUGAGUAAUGAAAAUGUGUCAUACACUUUCAAAGCGAUUGUCUUGGCACUACAUAAUCAGCAAGAAGAACGCAAUAAGGUUGCAAAAAACCAAGUAUCCAGCAAUGAAGUUGACCCCGAUCCUGAGGGGAGGAAGAAGAAGCGAGGACGCUAUUUUUUUCCUUGCUCCAACUGUUAAACAAUUCAUUAUGCGAUAUGGCAGCACCAUGUCUCGUAUGCUUAUUAAGUUGGCUGCACUUGCGGUCGGCAUAAAUAACAGUGGUGUCAUAUCCGCUUUUUCCGUCAGAUUUGGAUUUUUUUUGAAGUGUAAUUGCGGGAAAAAUAUGAAAACAGCGGGCAGCGGGAAUUCUGGCUUUUUGACCAAAUUUAAGCACCUUUUUCUUUAGUUUACUUUUACUCAAAUUUUAGUGAUGUUUAAAUUGAAUUUAACAGCUGAAAUAUUAAAAAUAUUUUUCUAGCGACAAAAUAUCGAUACUUUUACUUGUAUCAA
Molecule: messenger RNA, 957 nt
Organism: Drosophila albomicans
Lineage: Eukaryota; Metazoa; Arthropoda; Insecta; Diptera; Drosophilidae
Product: ras-related protein Rab-5A-like
Exons: 4
Coding region: 1-645 (214 amino acids)
Molecular function (GO): GTP binding; GTPase activity
Source: RefSeq, a predicted model, not a curated record